UUUCCGGCGUUCAAGAUGUCGAAGCGAGGACGUGGUGGGUCCUCUGGUGCGAAAUUCCGGAUUUCCUUGGGUCUUCCGGUUGGAGCCGUGAUCAACUGUGCUGACAACACAGGAGCCAAAAAUCUGUAUAUCAUCUCUGUGAAGGGGAUCAAGGGACGACUGAAUAGACUUCCUGCUGCUGGUGUGGGUGACAUGGUGAUGGCCACAGUCAAGAAAGGCAAACCAGAGCUCAGAAAGAAGGUACAUCCAGCGGUGGUAAUUCGACAACGAAAGUCAUACCGGAGAAAAGAUGGUGUGUUUCUUUAUUUUGAAGAUAACGCAGGGGUCAUAGUAAACAAUAAAGGCGAGAUGAAAGGUUCUGCCAUCACAGGACCAGUUGCAAAGGAAUGUGCAGACUUGUGGCCCAGGAUUGCAUCCAAUGCUGGCAGCAUUGCAUGAUUCUUCGGUGUAUUUGUAAAAGAAAACAAUGAUAAUAAAAAUUAUUUGCUCCA
This is a messenger RNA of Lagenorhynchus albirostris (white-beaked dolphin), 491 nucleotides long. It is a transcript of the gene RPL23, whose product is annotated as ribosomal protein L23. Gene Ontology annotation, biological process: translation. Gene Ontology annotation, cellular component: ribosome; cytosolic large ribosomal subunit. Gene Ontology annotation, molecular function: large ribosomal subunit rRNA binding; structural constituent of ribosome. Lineage: Eukaryota; Metazoa; Chordata; Mammalia; Artiodactyla; Delphinidae. The record is from RefSeq and is a predicted model, not a curated record. The transcript is spliced from 5 exons. Bases 16 to 438 code for a protein of 140 amino acids.